AUGUAAUAAAGAGAAUAAAGAUAGUCUUAAAGAGCAUUUUCAUCUAAUUCUCCUACAAUGUGUAGUACUUAUGCAUCAGCAAUGAAGAAUAUGUAGGAUAAAUUAAGAAAUAAUACAUAUAGAAAAUCAGUUGAUUUAUCACCUUAAGAUAUAAUAAAUGAAUAACUUAAACAAUAAGUGAGUGAAUUAUCAAGUGAAAAUGAUCGUCUUUAAAUGUAAUUGAUGAAAGUUUCUUAGGAAAUAGAAAUGAACAAUAGAGCUUCUUAAUAAAUAGAGUUGUUAUAAGUUGAAAGAUUAUAACAUUUAAAAGAUUAUUAAGACAGAGUGUCUGAAUUGAUAAGAAAGAAUGAAGAACUUAAACAUGAUAAACAUGAAAUUCAAAUGUAAUUCGAAAGUCUUUAGAGAUAAUUAUAAGCUUAUAAGAAUAAUGAGAAAGGGUUGUUACAUAAAGUUGAAAUGAAGAAGUUUGAAGAAAAUACAAUACUAUUAAAUACUAUCUCUGAAUAUAAGCAAAAAAUAGAUAUUAAGGAUAAUGUUAUAAAGAAAUUGGAAAAAAAGGUGGAAUUCUUGGAUAUGGAGAAAUAAAGGUUAGAUUAAGAAUUCGAAAAUUAUAAAUAAAAGCAUCCAUCAUUUAGAAUACAUGAAUUUGAAAAAUAAAUAUCGAAUCUAAAAUAUUAAUUAGAUGAGAAAGAUAGAGUUUACUUAAAAAAUAUUGAUGAAGCUCAAUCAAAUAGAAUAUGUAGAGAAGAAUAAAUGUCUAAAAGAAUAUAAGAAUUGAUAUUAAAGAGUACCGAAUAUCAAGACAUAAUUUAAAAAUUGACUAUGGAUUAUAAGGAUUUAAACGUUAAAUAUUAAACAAUCAAAAUUAAAUUAGAAUAGGAGGAGAAAACUCAUAAAUAUUUAAAAAGAAGAAUAUCUAGAUAAGAAGAAACUGAAUUUAAUUAAGGAUACCGAGAAUAGAGAACAAUUAGUAAAUUAAAUUUAGAUUAAAUUUCCCCAACUCUUCCAAGUCCUAGAGCUGAAUAAAGUUUAAGAUAGAGUUAAUUAAAAUAAGCAAUAAGGGAUUGCUUAGAAGAUAUGAAGAAUCCAACAAAUAGUCCUGAUAAGAAGAUUGAACCCAGAAAAAGAUUAAUAUCACCUUUAUCACCUUAACAGCAUUCGGAAAUUGAGGCAAAGUUAAAAACAUUAAAUGAUAAAUAUGAAAAUUUAAUUCGCUAAGCACAAAAUGAAAAUGAUUUUAAAAAUAAAGCGGUUAUCAGAAAGUAAUUGUUAGAGAUUGCUGAAUAAAUAAAAGAAGUCACUAAAUUUGAAAAAAUAAUUUGA
This is a messenger RNA of Paramecium sonneborni, 1323 nucleotides long. The record is from the annotation of a GenBank genome assembly. Lineage: Eukaryota; Ciliophora; Oligohymenophorea; Peniculida; Parameciidae.